This is a messenger RNA of Durotheca rogersii, 1194 nucleotides long. RefSeq names its product chromatin associated protein KTI12. Bases 1 to 1194 code for a protein of 397 amino acids. The record is from RefSeq and is a predicted model, not a curated record. Lineage: Eukaryota; Fungi; Ascomycota; Sordariomycetes; Xylariales; Xylariaceae. The transcript is spliced from 2 exons.
AUGCCUCUCAUCAUCAUCACGGGCCUCCCGACGUCCGGCAAGACGACGCGCGCGAAGCAGCUGCGCGACUACCUCUCGGAGCGCAUUCGAGAGACGACGACAACAUCCACCCCUACGCCCUCGACCGGCGCCAGCCCCGCCGGUCCGGCCCCCGCCCUCGCCCCCGAGAAGGACGAGAAAUCUAGCGCGCCCAAGUACCGCCUACACCUAAUCUCAGACCAGACGCUGUCGAUUCCGCGGACCGCGUACGACCUGUCGGCGGCGCCGGGGGCGCACACGCGGUCGGCAAACGCAGACGAGAAGGAUGCGCGCGCGAGCGUCUACGGCGCGGUGAAGCGCGUGCUGAGCGACCGCGACAUAGUCGUGCUCGACGGCCUCAACUACAUCAAGGGCUGGCGGUACCAGCUCUUCUGCGAGGCGAAGGCCGCGCGCACGCCGAGCUGCGUGUUGCAGGUCGGCUGCGAGCGCGAGCGCGCGCGCCGCGUCAACGAGGAGAGGCUGGCGCGCAGGCGCCGGCGGCGCGAGGGCGGCGCAGCGGCUGGGGAAGGGGGAGGGGGAGGGGGAGGGGGGGUAAGGCAGGACGGGGAGGAAGAUGGACAAGAUAGUAGGGUGGAGGAGGCGGAGGAGGGCGCAUACGAGCCCGACAACUGGGAGAACCUCGUGUUCCGGUACGAGGAGCCGAACGCGAUGACGCGGUGGGACAGCCCGCUGUUCACGCUGAUAUGGGACGACGACGAGGCGCAGACGAGGCAGGUCUUCGACAGCAUCUGGGACGCGGUCGCGGGCGCGGCCCGGAAGCCGGUGAAGCCGAACCAGGCGACGGUGCAGCGGAGCCGGGACGCCGGCGGGGACUACCUGUACGUGCUCGACCGCGAAACGCAAGACGUGGUCAAGCGGAUCCUAGAUCAACAGGGCAACGACGGCGGCGACGAGGUCAAUAUCCCCAGGGGUGAGGCUAACGACGGUGAGGGAGAGCAACUGGUCGUGGAGCUACCAGCCGGCAGGAAGGUCGGGCUGCCUCAACUGCAGCGUCUACGGAGGGCGUACAUGGGGCUGAAUAGGGGCGGUAUCGGCCUCGAAGGGGUGGGCAACAUGGGCCCUGGGAGGAUACGAGAGAGCUUUGUAGAUUACCUCAACGAUGCCUUAAGAAGGAUCGCCGACGAGAAUCUGACUCGCCCUUCUCUACGGUUUUAA